GUCUCAAAUACAGCUACUCAGGAAAUAGUAGACCACUUGAAUCAGAUAUUUUCCUUAUCUGAGCCGUUGAUCAAAGAGGCAGUUAGUGAUGUACUGCAAAGAAAUGGUCACAGUAUUGCAGAACCUACACUGAGUGAAGUUGUUGCCGCUGUCAUGGACUGCAAUGUCCUGUCUACAUCAACCUGUAAAGGUGCAGAGUUGAGUUCAUACAAACGCAGAAAAACGUUUAUUGAGCGCAACUAUCCUUGUGUAAUGCCAGUGGAGUACCAAUUGGAGGAACCUGGACAUACCAGCAUGUACGUUCCUAUUCUUUCAAUGAUUCAAGAGUUGUUUAAAAACACAGACAUUCUUAGUAAGAUUACUGAAACAAAUACUGCAUCUGAUCAAUAUGUAUCAUGCUCCAAUGGCUCUCAUUUCCUUGAAAAUGAGUUGCUGUCAACAGGGGAUCUCAACCUUCCACUCCAGCUAUAUACUGAUGACCUUGAAAUUUGCAAUCCGCUUGGCACAUCACGCAAAAUUCACAAAUUUUGCGCUGUAUAUUGGGUCCUCGCUAAUGUGCCACCAAAAUACAGAUCAGCAUUACAUACUAUACAGCUAGCACUACUGGUAAAAGUGACAGAUGUCCGUAAGUAUGGAUAUGCAGCUGUACUUGCUCCAUUGCUGCAUGAUAUUCAUACUCUGGAAAAAGAUGGUGUCUUCAUCGAAAGAGUGGGUCAGAAUGUCAAAGGCACAGUCUUUUGUGUUUCUUCAGACAAUUUGGCUGCUCAUGGAUUAGGGGGCUUUGUAGAGUCAUUUAGAACAGGCCAUGUUUGCAGAUUCUGUGUGGGCUCCGUUAAACAGUUUCAAGUAGCUGAAGUCAGAGAGGGAAAGUUUCCUCAGAGAACCAAAGCUAGCCAUGACCUACAUGUUCAAACUGUGCAAGAAAGUGACACUUUGAGAAGCCACUUUGGUGUUAAAGGUGGCUGUGCCUUGCAGGAAUCCCUGAGUUACUUCCAUACAAUCACAGGGUUUCCUCCUGAUAUACUACAUGAUCUUCUGGAAGGUAUCGUUCCCAUGGAGCUUUCUCUUUGUAUUAAAGAGAUGAUCCGGCUGAAGUACUUCACUUUGGAGUACUUGAACAACAAGAUUACGUCAUUCCCAUAUCAGCACACUGAUAAAGUGGAUAGACCUCAGCCACUUCCCAAAACGUUUCUUUCUCGAGGAACGAUUGGAGGUAAUGGUCAUGAAAAUGCCACUCUGCUCCGACUUUUUCCAUUGCUUGUUAGCAGUGUAGUACCAGAAGGUGAUAAGGCAUGGGCUGUUUUGAUGGAGCUGAAAGAGGUGGUAGAGUUAGCAUUGUGCCCAUCAUUUACAGAUGAGACCUUAGACUAUUUUGAGUGCAAAAUCAGUGAUCAUAGACAGGCACUUCUUGAGGUUUUCCCUGAGGUUAGGCUCCGUCCUAAACACCAUUUUGUGGAGCACUAUCCUGCUCUAGUCAAGUGCUUUGGGCCCCUGCUGCACGUUUGGACCAUGCGUUUUGAGGCCAAGCACCGCUUUUUCAAAAGAGUGGUGCAUGACGCUCAAAACUUCAAAAAUAUUUUGAAGACCAUGGCAAUCCGACACCAACACAUGAUGGCAUAUCAUCUUGCUGCACCAUCAUUUUUCAGGCCAAAAACUCAGGCAUCCAGCAUUGAAUCUGUUCUGGUUUCAGCUCUACCAGAGGUUGCUCAAGUGCACAUUAGAGAACAAACAACUAGUGAUACAAUCUACAAGACAUCAAAUGUGACUGUUGAUGGCACAGACUAUGUCUGUGGAAUGUUUCUGUCUGUAGGAGUCAGCGGUGGACUGUCAACAUUUUGCAAAAUAGAACAGAUCUUCCUUGUAAAUCACAAUGUAUCUUUUCUCUGUUGUGAUUAUGACUCCUGGUAUGUAGAACAUCUACGGUCCUAUGAGCUGACAACUGCAAACACAAGCCUGUCGAUCCACCUGCAGUCUGGUCUGAAUGAUACAGUCCCUCUUCCAGCAUACAAGAUAGGCGGCUCGCUACUGCUAACCCUGAAGCGGUUCAUUCAAGUGAGACAGAACUAAGCACAAUGGCAGCUGCAUCCCCUGAACCAAUGAUUCUACGUGUUGUUCAGCCAGACCAGGCUAGAAAAUUAAAACUCAGCUCACGACCAGCCUCUGUUGAUGCACUGAUCAAUAUUCUAAAAGAACAGCUGGACAUUGACCUUGACUUUGUUUUACUUUAUGAAGAUCCAGACUUCGAUGGAAAACUUACAUCCCUGAACGACAUUGAGGAAUUGCCACAAAAAGCAGUUGUGCACAUUUCACUUUCACAAGACUCCAGCUCCAGCUCUCUGCUUUCAGAUGUGUCCUCUCCAGAGCGUCUC
Alosa alosa (allis shad) is the source of this 2369-nucleotide messenger RNA. RefSeq lists its product as uncharacterized. NCBI's taxonomy places the organism in Eukaryota, Metazoa, Chordata, Actinopteri, Clupeiformes, Clupeidae. The record is from RefSeq and is a predicted model, not a curated record. The transcript has 2 exons. The coding region runs from base 154 to 2067 and encodes 637 amino acids.